GAAACAUGUACGGUCAAGCACAAUAACAGGGCCUGCUGCUACCUAUGAACUCCACAUGCUGCCACUGGGUGAAUGCAUUGCAUACAAAACAUUGGCUGCGCAAUCCAUAAUCGCGAAAUGUCACCUGUAAACAUCCUCAUCUAGCUUCCCUAAUAUCAUCUGCAAGCGUCCAUUGUGUUUCUCCACGUAUCCGUGUUAUUGCACGCCCUCUGAUCCUUCACCCCAAGCAACUUGCUUGCGUGCAGCCUGACAAGGAUCUGUGCAACACCUCCGCCAACUUCCUACGCACGCAAUUCGAGAUCGACCGUGUACAGCAAAGACAUUCCAGCCACACUUGCAUGUCAAAAGACGAACGCUCAUUGAUGCGAUGAUCUCGACAAGAAUUCCUCGAUGAGCUCGACCCCAGAUGCGGGCGAGAAAAUCCUUCGUGAUGAAGACCAGCAUGAUACCGGCGAGCAUUACGAGGGCGAGGCACUGGACGACAUAGAUGCAGACGUUCCGGAUGUAGUGCCUCCAGCACACGAUGCCGCGGACGAUAGUUACUUCUCGCCCAGGCAAGACGAAUCCAGGGAGAAGAGGGACAGUCACAUACAAGCCGAGGAAAACUCGAGUCCAUUGCCCUCCAACGGCGGAGACCCUCUCGCACAUCUACACAACGAAGACAAUAUUUUGAGUGCAGAUGGAUCCAUCUCAACCCCAGAUGAUACCCCGUCGAUUCGAGACUCGCUUCUAUCAUCACCUCGCAGUGAAACCGCCUCAUUCCGCGGCCCAUCCAGAAGAGGCAGCCCCUCAGCCGUGCACCGACCUUUCGAUCUGAGAUUCCAGUCUCGUCUAUCCAGCUAUAAUUUGUCACCGCUUCGGUCCAGCUCACCUGCUUUUCUUGGGUCACAUUCCCGUCGGUCCUCGAUUGCGAGCUUGGGUCUCCAGACACCGUCCGAACCAGAUGAUACCACUAGUCCAUGGGACGUUAUAAGGUGGACUAAAUACAGAAAGAUCACAGGCCAGGCGUUCUCGGAAAUUGGAAGGAGAAACUUUGGCAGUCCGACAUGUCUAGCCGUUGCAGACCAGGUCGUUGUAGGGACCUCCAAGGGCAUCGUGUUGGUCUUUGACCAUCAGCAGAAUCACAAAGCCAUCAUCGGCAGUGGAACAAAGGCGGCAGAGAGUGGCGCCGUCACGGCUCUGGCAGUAUCUGCCGACCAUACGACGGUCGCGGUAGGGCAUGCUACAGGUCACAUCUUCACAUGGGAGUUGGCCCGCACUGCACGCCCAUUCCUUCAUAUUCAGCCUAUCGAUAAUUCACAACCGCAGGCAAGGAAGGGUGAUGGGCACAUAUUGGGUAGUGCUGUCGUGCAUGUGGGAUUUCUGGGCUAUCGGCACACGGCACUCGUCUCCGCCGACGACAAGGGAAUGGCAUUCUCUCAUCUCGCAACUCGAGGAAUGGGAGCUGUUGGCCGUGCUGUUCGCACCACGCGCAUACUGGGAAGAUACCCAGAGUUGGUGUCUCGUUCGACAAAGCCUUUGAAGAAAAGCUCAGUCUUGGCCUUUUCUCCGCUGCCAUUGGGGAACAUCGAGCAGAAAACCGACACCAUGGGAUUAGUAGCGAUGAUGACUCCAUACUUGCUGGUAAUAGUGUCUACCACGCCUGUUGCCCAGACACAGCACAAGGCUGCUAGGCCCAGGGACGUGGCCGCUCACAGUGCCAUGACUGCCGCACUUGCUUGGUUUCCGGCCAUCAAGCUCAAGUCACAAGAGUCCGAGAUUUCCAAGACGAAGCUCGUUUAUGCCUGGUCGAAUGUUCUUACCGUACUGGAAGUUCAUGAAGUACAAUCCGAGGAUGAUAUGGGCAAGGAGAAGCCACCAGAACUGCAGUUCCUGGCGCGCAGCAGGUUUCAGUCCGACGAGGCAAUUGUUGCUGUACAGUGGUUGAACAAGUCUGUUAUGGCAGUCUUGACCAUUACCCAGCAAUUGCUCAUAAUCGAAGAUCUUACGAUGCAUGUGACAGAGGCGUUCGAUUUGUUGAGUAAGAAUGUCUACCAUGCGGACCUCUAUUCGCAACAACUGCAGGCUAUCAUUGAGUCGCUUGACGAAGAAGACGCCUCCAUGCAUGGAGUAGUGGCGGAUGCUUUUCACAUGAGCUUUCGAGCAUACAAAGGCAGGUUGUUCCUGCUUGGUGUAAAUGACAUCUGGACAGGCGCCUUGACAAAUUGGGCCGACCGCCUUCUGGCCUUGAUGAACAUUGGAGACUUCAUUGGCGCAAUUCGACUUGCAACCAAGUAUUAUUUGGGUCAAGGCGAGAAAGCGACGAUUGGUCUUCCUGAGGAAGACAAUAUUCGUUCCGACAUGGUUCGCGACAAGCUAACCGAAAUGAUGACAGCUUCGCUGAAAUACGCAUUUGGGAAGAAUCAGCAAGCAGGCAAUGAGCCCAUCGAGAAGCCUCAGAUGAUUGAAUUGGCCGACGCAUGCAUCAAGGCCUGUCUGGUCAUGGAAGAUCAAGACUUCCUUUUCGAAGAAGUCUUCGCUUGGUACGAUGACAAUGACCACGGACCGCUUUUUGUGAACAUCCUGGAACCAUACAUCCUUGAUCAAACGGUGUUGUCCAUACCGCCACCUGCACUGAAGACUUUGAUCGAUCACUUUGUCAUAACACAUACGCCAUCAACUCUAGAAGAAAUCAUCUGUAUGCUGGACACGUCAACAAUGGAUCUCGACCAAGUGACAAGUCUCUGCAAGCGUUACAAGCUGUAUGACGCAUACAUUUAUGUGUGGACGAUGGCAUUGCGCGACUUCGAAACACCGUUGAGCCUACUCCUUGACUUUGCCGAUGCCGACGAUGACAAUUCGAAACAACAAAACGGCGAUGCGAGUGAUCACUAUAGCAUAGCGCAAAAGAUCUUCCCCUACAUUUCGUUCAUCUUGACGAGUCGCAUAUACCCAACGGGUACAGUUAUGGAAGGCGAUGAGUCUAGGCUGGCCCAAAAUCAGGUGUAUGACUAUUUCUUCUCUGGGAAGUCAACGUCGAAUGGGGUGUCGACGACACCCAAAUCAUCAGUUAGAAGAAAGUCUGCCGACUCUUUCGAAAAUCUGUCUCGGGUACUGCAUUUUGAGGCAGGAGCGUUUAUUGCGGCCAUGAACGAAGCCUUCGAGGACAACUUUCUGAACAGCAGCGACGCUGACUCAACAGCCAGCCUAGGUCAACGGACACCCUUGAAUACGCACAUCUAUACACGCCAGUAUAUCGUACGAAUAUUGCUUGAAGUAAUGUCCACUGAUUUCGACCCGGAUGAGACCAUCUAUCUGGACAUGUUCAUUGCAAGAAAUUUGGCUAAAUAUCCCCAAUACAUCGUGCUCUCGGGUACGGUUCUGCAAGAGAUUUUCAACCGACUUUGUCAGUAUCCGGAGGACGAUAUGCAAGAAGAUGCUCAGCUGAGCAUGGAAUAUCUCUUGUCGGUCUUUCAGCCACCGAGCAUACUCAGUCUGGUCCCACUCCUUCAGCAGGCCAGGUUCUAUCGCGUCCUCAAAUCUGUCUUCAAACAGGAAGGCCGUUACUCCGAGAUGAUCCACACUUUUUUUCUUGAUGACGAGGAUCAGCAAGAGGUAUUCCCAGCCAUACUUGCUUGCCUGCGCCCUGGAUCGUCUCUCACCGAGCAACAAAGGCACGAAGUCAGGAAGACCAUCGAGGAGCACAUCCCGGAUCUUAUCAACAUCGACAUUUCGACGACCGCAAUGACACUCGACGCUGUUGCAGCGGACAUGCACCGCCUAUGUCUUCAAGCCCUUGCUAACGACUCUUACGGUGGGUACGAGUACCUCAAAACGUUGUUGGAGCCCGAGGAACAAGCGCACCGGCACCAGAACUAUGAUAACGAGCUCGUGGAGCUGUAUGUCCGGCUUCUAUGCGAGUUCGACCCUGCACAUGUGAAGGACUAUGUCGAGAAUGUGAAAGAAGGCGAUAUCAGACUUGAGGAGGUCCUGCCAACCAUCGAAGAUAGCGGCAUCAUCGAUGCUGUUGUCAUUCUACAAGUUCGGCAAGGACAUGUCAAAGAAGCCAUGGAUCGACUGAAUAGGCAUCUUUCCUUCCUCAGCUCCACGCUCCACGCGCUUACAUCCGAAUUUCCCGAUCAGCCCGACGACGCGUCCAUCAAGCACAGCGCUACAGGCGUGCUUGAGUCGAUCAAAAAGUAUGCGCUCGUCGGCGUCUGGCUGUGCCAAGGACAGAUGAAGAAUGCACCAAAGCCUACCGUCUCCAAGUCACCGAAACGUGCAGCAAGUGCGGCACGGCCCUUGUCCUUCGAAGAGACUCUUUGGCUAGACCUGAUCUUGUCUGUGGUGUCAAUAGCGCGAGAUUCGUCUGUCACUUCAACACGGUCAACCAGUGAGCAGGCGGACGAGACACAGGCCGAAGUCACGACUUCGCUGCGCAAUACGGUUCAGCAAGUCUUUACGGUGUUGCUGACCAGCACGACUUCGAUGAGGGAUGGGGCUGGUAGUCAGGACAUGGUUUUUCUACGAAUUCUGCGGGCGUUCCUUACUCAGGCGGCGCAAGCAAGCCCUUCACUGUCAGAGCUGCGCAACGUGAUCGCGUCCAUCUUUUCGGCAUAUGCAUACGAGCAGUCGAUCCUGGCGCUCUCGAAUGCAAUGCUUGACAAGGAUGUCUUUGUGCAGCUUGACGAUGUGAGUGCUCUUAGGCAGCAUGGGUGGAGGCCCCGAGGACAGGUGUGUGAAGUAUGUCGCCGGCGCGUCUGGGGACCAGGAAUCGGUCAGAGAGUAUGGGAAGAGUGGCAGCGGAAGGAGCACGUUAGACUGGCGAGGCGAAGACAGGCGGUGCAAGAUAGCCAGCUUGAAGAAGAUGACGGUGAGCGCGGAAAGGGCAAAGCUGCUGUGGGAGUGAGUUCGCGUGGGUCGACCGAGAAUAGUGGUGACGAUGACGAUAACGCCUCAAUUGCGGAAGAUGUGCCCGAGCAGGAGGACUUGGGACCUCUGGUGAUCUUUUCAUGUCGGCAUCUGUACCAUCAAGCGUGCUUGGGACAAGGCCGUGGAGAGCAGGGUGGGACACCGGAAUUGGUCUGUCCAGCGUGCGUAUAGCAAGCGAACGAAUGUAAUGAAGAAUACUUACAUAGACUCGUUCUUCAAUAAUCAGCCACCGUACCGGUUGAGCCGUGGAUUUGCCUCA
Exophiala viscosa is the source of this 5170-nucleotide messenger RNA. RefSeq names its product Golgi CORVET complex core vacuolar protein 8-domain-containing protein. The record is from RefSeq and is a predicted model, not a curated record. Lineage: Eukaryota; Fungi; Ascomycota; Eurotiomycetes; Chaetothyriales; Herpotrichiellaceae. The transcript has a single exon. Gene Ontology annotation, biological process: endosomal vesicle fusion; protein targeting to vacuole. The coding region runs from base 391 to 5082 and encodes 1563 amino acids. Gene Ontology annotation, molecular function: protein binding. Gene Ontology annotation, cellular component: late endosome; HOPS complex.